GGUUAUAAAGUCACGUACAAAAAUGUUUGGAAUCAGAAAUUUAAUCACAAAAUAACAAAUAAUUAACAUAAUGAGCGGCAAGCAUUCGCGCCUGCGUUACUACAGCUCAAUGGAGGAGGCGACCAUGGUGCGUGUGUGGCGCGAAUAUGUCGGCCAGAUUCCCUGCUACAGCGAAAAUUUACCAAUUUUUAGCGACAUUUCGCACAGCAUGCAGCAAUGCGGCAUUCGACUGAACAAACAGGAGGUUCGUCGUCGCAUCAAUCACUAUCGGAAUAAGUACUUAGCUGAACGCAGUCGUGUGGAGAGCAAUCCGGAGCAUGUGCUUGAAUGGCGUCUCUACCCGAUUAUCGACUGCCUCUUCCAUCCCGAGCGACCCACGGAGGACAUACAGCUCGCCCAGAAUGUGCUCGAGUCGGCGGCCGUACGUGUGCGAAGCGAGCAACCGGAUUUGCCCAACAUUCCCAGCUCCAUGUCCCGGCCGCCGCAUGUCAAAUUUGAGCGCGAUCCGGAUGGCUGUGCCUUCCUGGAGGCACCACCCGGACCACCAGCACAAACAUCGUACCUUGCCGAGCAGCUGCAGCAGAGCCCAGUGAAGACUGAACCGAAGCCGCUUGAGGCGGACGAAGCAGAGAGUCCAAGCGCCAUGCGACGCACGCCCCUGACACCCGUCAACUUCCAGCAGCCCAUGGAGGAGCGCAUGGACUUGAGCGUCAAUGGACAGAUAGAGUCUACGGCGAAGCGGCGUCGCGCACGCCGCAGCAUACUGCCGCGCAGUGGCCAGAUCUCCGUGGCCCAACUGGAGGCGUUGCGCUUGCAAAACGGAGAGCUGGAGCGCCAGAACGAGCACAGCCAAGUAGAGUUGCAGUUUAAGGAGCGGCAAUACAAUGAGAUGGAGCAAACCAUCGACGUGUUGAUGCACCAGCAGGAGGUCUUUCUGCUGCACUUUGAUCGGUUGGGCUUUAAAAGCGAGGCGUAGCCCCCCAACCCCGAACCUCGCAAUCCCCUGCUCUUUGAUCUAUUGAUUAGUUUUUAGCUUUAAUUGUGGGACUCUCCAUAUGUACAAAAAACGGCACCUUAUAGGCCAUAACUGAAGAACCGAAGAUACAUUUACGGUCUCACUAUUUGUUGGUUUAGUUUCACAUUUAAGUACUAUUACUAGUCAAACUGAAUUGACACUCGCAAAACUAUGCACCCAAGAGAUUUCCUGAAGCACUUUUAGUUUAAUUUUCAGUUUCAUUAACUUACGUACAUUUAAGACCCGAAAACAAUUUGCAGCAAGCUAAAAAGAUAAUUCAAAUGUAACCCCUU
This is a messenger RNA of Drosophila guanche, 1308 nucleotides long. RefSeq lists its product as uncharacterized. Lineage: Eukaryota; Metazoa; Arthropoda; Insecta; Diptera; Drosophilidae. The transcript has 2 exons. The record is from RefSeq and is a predicted model, not a curated record. Gene Ontology annotation, biological process: positive regulation of DNA-templated transcription. Bases 71 to 976 code for a protein of 301 amino acids. Gene Ontology annotation, cellular component: nuclear body.